Molecule: messenger RNA, 1197 nt
Organism: Torulaspora globosa
Lineage: Eukaryota; Fungi; Ascomycota; Saccharomycetes; Saccharomycetales; Saccharomycetaceae
Gene: FAL1
Product: ATP-dependent RNA helicase FAL1
Exons: 1
Coding region: 1-1197 (398 amino acids)
Cellular component (GO): nucleolus; catalytic step 2 spliceosome
Molecular function (GO): ATP binding; RNA helicase activity; mRNA binding
Source: RefSeq, a predicted model, not a curated record
AUGUCAUUCAAUAAGAAUGAAGAUUCGAAGUUGAAGUUUAAGACUUCAAAGAAGCUCAAAAUUUCACCCACCUUCGAAACAAUGAAAUUAAAGAAUGACUUGCUGCGAGGAAUAUACUCAUAUGGUUUCGAGGCACCAUCUGCAAUUCAGUCCCGGGCUAUAACACAGAUAAUUUCCGGUAAGGAUAUAAUUGCACAAGCACAAUCAGGGACAGGUAAGACUGCCACUUUCACGAUUGGCAUUUUACAAGUGAUAGAACUAAAAAAACGAGAGUUGCAGGCCCUGGUUCUCUCGCCAACGAGGGAAUUGGCCAGUCAAAUCAGUCAAGUGGUCUCAAAUCUUGGGGAUUAUAUGAAUGUCAAAGCCAUGGCAAUUACAGGCGGGAAAACCUUGAAAGAUGACAUCAAAAAGAUCCAAGGGACGGGCUGCCAUGUAGUCAGCGGAACACCUGGCCGAGUGUUGGAUAUGAUCAAAAGACAGAUUCUCACGACCAGAAGCGUUCAAAUGCUUGUACUAGACGAAGCAGAUGAAUUACUCAGUGAGACACUAGGAUUCAAACAGCAGAUUUACGAUAUUUUCACGAAGCUACCGCCGGCGUGCCAAGUGGUUGUAGUAAGCGCCACGAUGAACAGGGAUAUUUUGGAAGUGACAAAAAAGUUCAUGUCAGAUCCAGUCAAGAUACUUGUGAAGAAAGACGAGAUUUCCCUGGAGGGGAUCAAGCAGUAUGUGGUCAACGUGGAUAAGGAAGAUUGGAAAUUCGACACGCUAUGCGAUUUAUACGAUUCAUUGACAAUCACUCAGUGUGUCAUAUUUUGCAACACAAAGAAGAAAGUCGACUGGCUGAGCCAUAAGAUGUCACAAUCAAAUUUCGCAGUGGUUUCCAUGCAUGGCGAUAUGAAGCAGGAGGACAGGGACAGGAUCAUGAACGAUUUCAGAGCGGGACAUUCGAGGGUGCUCAUAUCGACGGACGUAUGGGCGCGAGGCAUUGACGUGCAGCAAAUUUCCCUGGUGAUCAACUAUGACAUACCCGAUAUUCUCGAAAACUAUAUCCACAGGAUUGGCAGAAGCGGCCGGUUCGGCAGGAAAGGUUGCGCAAUCAAUUUCGCUACACGGGACGAUGCGGCAAAGCUUAGAGAGAUCGAGAAAUUCUACUCUAUCAAAAUAAAACCCAUGCCAGCCAACCUGGCAGAUAUUUAA